UGCGCCAGCGCUAUUUCUUCCAAAGCUUCAAGUGACGUGGCCUCAAUGACGGCACGAGUUGUGCUGUUAACGUGAAACAGUGUCGUUUUGUUUCAUUUAUAAAACCAUGUUACAAUUAUGAAAACUUGAUAACAGGCGUUGCUUUGAAUUAUUUCAAUAACGUAAUUGAGAACUUAGGAGUAUCAUCGAUACGCUCAGCAAGAUGACCACCUAUGAGGAUUUCAUUCAGCAAAAUGAAGACCGUGAUGGAGUACGUUUUACCUGGAACAUUUGGCCUUCAUCCCGCAUUGAUGCCACUAGAUUACUUGUGCCACUGGGUACAUUAUAUCAGCCCAUCAAAGAAAGACCAGAUCUUCCUCCUAUACAAUAUGAUCCAGUUAUGUGUACAAGGUCUACUUGCAGAGCAAUCUUGAAUCCAUUGUGCCAGGUGGAUUAUCGUGCUAAGUUAUGGGUGUGCAAUCUGUGUUUUCAAAGGAAUCCUUUUCCUCCACAAUAUGCUGCUAUUUCAGAGCAGCACCAACCUGCCGAACUCAUUCCGAUAUUUUCUACAAUUGAAUAUACUAUAAUGAGAGCACAAUGUUUGCCACCUAUUUUCUUAUUGGUUGUGGAUACAUGCAUGGAUGAGGAGGAAUUGGGUUCUCUUAAAGAUUCUCUUCAAAUGUCCCUCUCUUUGCUUCCACCCAAUGCGUUGAUUGGUCUUAUCACUUUUGGCAGAAUGGUUCAAGUUCAUGAACUUGGUUGUGAAGGAUGCAGUAAAAGUUAUGUUUUCCGCGGCACUAAAGACCUACAGCCAAAACAGGUUCAGGAUAUGUUAGGCAUAGGCCGACCAGUACCAGGCCAAAAUCUGAAUCAACAGAGGGGACCAGGCGGACAGCCUCUUCCACCGGCAAAUCGUUUUUUGCAGCCUGUACAUAAAUGUGACAUGAGUUUAACAGACCUCUUAGGAGAAUUACAACGUGAUCCUUGGCCUGUAGGUCCAGGAAAACGUCCGUUAAGAUCUACCGGUGUUGCACUGGCUGUUGCUACUGGUCUUUUAGAAGCUAGUUAUGCCAAUACCGGAGCUAGGAUAAUGUUAUUUGUUGGUGGUCCUUGUUCUCAAGGACCUGGUCAGGUUGUAACAGAUGACUUGAGGCAGCCAAUUAGAUCACAUCACGACAUUCAAAAGGAUAAUGCUAAGCAUAUGAAGAAGGCAACAAAGCAUUAUGAUGGCCUUGCGUCACGGGCUGCAACCAAUGGACAUAUCAUAGACAUCUACUCCUGUGCUCUUGAUCAAACUGGGUUGCUAGAAAUGAGACAAUGUUGCAAUUCAACCGGUGGACACAUGGUCAUGGGAGAUUCGUUCAAUUCUUCCUUGUUCAAACAAACGUUCCAGCGUGUAUUCGCUAAAGAUAGUAAAGGAGACUUAAAGAUGGCAUUUAAUGCGACAUUAGAAGUUAAAACUUCUCGGGAAAUUAAAGUUUCUGGAGCAAUCGGCCCUUGCGUUUCUCUGGGUGUAAAAGGAGCGAGUGUAGGAGAGCAAGAAGUAGGAUUAGGUGGCACAUGUCAAUGGAAAUUCUGUUCCCUUACACCGUCCACAACUACAUCGUUAUUUUUUGAAGUUGUAAAUCAACAUACCGGGCCGAUUCCACAAGGUGGAAGAGGCUGCAUACAAUUUAUUACCCAAUAUCAACACAGCAGUGGUCAACGAAGAAUUAGAGUCACCACAAUUGCUAGAAAUUGGGCAGAUGCAUCGACAUCUUUGCAUCACAUAAGUGCCGGAUUUGAUCAAGAAGCAGCUGCUGUCCUCAUGUCGCGUCUAGCAGUUUUUAGGGCAGAAAGCGAUGACGGACAAGAUGUUUUGAGAUGGGUUGAUCGUAUGCUCAUUAGACUAUGUCAGAAAUUUGGCGAAUACGCUAAAGAUGAUCCAAAUAGCUUUAGGCUUGCAGAAAACUUUUCGUUGUAUCCUCAGUUUAUGUAUCAUCUUCGUAGGUCACAGUUCAUUCAAGUAUUUAAUAAUUCCCCCGAUGAAACCAGCUUCUACAGACACAUGCUUAUGAGAGAAGACUUAACAAAUUCUUUGAUAAUGGUACAACCAAUCUUGUACAGUUACGGAUUCAGUGGCCCUCCAGAACCAGUUUUGUUAGACACUUCAUCGAUUCAACCUGAUAGGAUCUUAUUAAUGGACACUUUCUUCCAAAUACUUAUAUUCCACGGCGAAACGAUCGCGCAGUGGCGUCAACUAAAAUAUCAAGAUCUACCAGAAUAUGAAAACUUCCGGCAACUCUUAGCAGCACCUGUUGAUGAUGCAGCAGAAAUAUUAGCUGGAAGAUUCCCUGCACCUAGAUAUAUCGAUACUGAACAAGGUGGUUCACAAGCGAGGUUCUUACUAAGCAAAGUGAAUCCCAGUCAAACCCACAAUAAUAUGUAUGCCUAUGGAGCCGGGAUGCCGAUACCCAAUGGGGAAAGCGGAGCGCCUGUUUUAACUGACGACGUCAGUUUGCAAGUAUUCAUGGAACAUUUGAAGAAGCUGGCCGUCUCAUCAACAGCUUAAAUUGCAAAUACAAAAGACAAGUGUUAUCUCACCGUUUUGUUUAAACAAAAUUUAAAAGCAUUUUCGUGCUUUACGGUGAGAUACUCAGUUGCAAUCUAUCGAUAAGGAUACUGUAGGUGCGGUACGAAUUUAUAUAUACAGAAGAGCAAUUACGCGGUUAUAAUGGAGGUACGUGAUUAAUAAAAAAAUAAGAUGUAAUUCCUCAACGACUAUUUUUUUCCAAAAGUCGAGGUACGACUCAUGUACAAAUAAAGUACAUAGUAUUAAUGUAAUACAUAUUUUAAAUAUCCCGUGUCGUCGGUUUUUAAAAAUGUCUCAAUCUGUAGACUAAUUUAUUUUCCAAUGGUACACCACGAACAAUGUAACAAGGCAUAUAAACAAACUGUGUAUUAGGCAUUGUAAACUGUAGGUUACCAAGACUUGUAAUAAUUACCGAAUUUAUAUACUAUAAAUUAUAACAACGAUACCCAAAUAUAUAACUUUUUUUAUUAAUAAAAAUUAUACCCAUUUUCAUAGAAAUAUGAAAUCUAAAUGCAUCAAUGAUUAUUACAGAU
This is a messenger RNA of Nomia melanderi (Alkali bee), 3084 nucleotides long. It is a transcript of the gene Sec23, whose product is annotated as transport protein Sec23. Gene Ontology annotation, molecular function: GTPase activator activity; zinc ion binding. Gene Ontology annotation, cellular component: COPII vesicle coat; endoplasmic reticulum exit site. The record is from RefSeq and is a predicted model, not a curated record. Gene Ontology annotation, biological process: COPII-coated vesicle budding; COPII-coated vesicle cargo loading; intracellular protein transport. NCBI's taxonomy places the organism in Eukaryota, Metazoa, Arthropoda, Insecta, Hymenoptera, Halictidae.